Messenger RNA from Apodemus sylvaticus (European woodmouse), 411 nucleotides. RefSeq names its product tropomyosin alpha-3 chain-like. Gene Ontology annotation, cellular component: actin filament. The record is from RefSeq and is a predicted model, not a curated record. Bases 118 to 411 code for a protein of 97 amino acids. The transcript has 3 exons. NCBI's taxonomy places the organism in Eukaryota, Metazoa, Chordata, Mammalia, Rodentia, Muridae. Gene Ontology annotation, biological process: actin filament organization; muscle contraction. Gene Ontology annotation, molecular function: actin filament binding.
GAUAAAGGGUCAAACUUAGGGAACUUCGAGUGAGCCAGGUGGCAGCCCUUCCUUUCCGGCCCUAGCCUCCAGUUCUCCAGUGCCCACAGGUGAGCCCACCAAUAGUCACAGCUCGAGAUGGAGGCCAUCAAGAAAAAGAUGCAGAUGCUGAAGUUAGACAAAGAGAAUGUUCUGGACCGAGCUGAGCAAGCUGAAGCUGAGCAGAAGCAGGCUGAGGAGAGAAGCAAACAGCUAGAGGAUGAGUUAGCAACCAUGCAGAAGAAACUGAAAGGGACAGAGGAUGAGCUGGACAAGUAUUCUGAAGCUUUAAAGGAUGCCCAGGAGAAGCUGGAACUAGCAGAAAAGAAGGCAGCCGAUGAAGCUGAUAAAGAAGGGUCCAAAGGUCAAGAGCAUCCAGGGCAACAAAAAUGA